Molecule: messenger RNA, 3246 nt
Organism: Alosa sapidissima (American shad)
Lineage: Eukaryota; Metazoa; Chordata; Actinopteri; Clupeiformes; Clupeidae
Product: toll-like receptor 2
Exons: 3
Coding region: 369-2765 (798 amino acids)
Biological process (GO): inflammatory response; toll-like receptor signaling pathway; immune response
Cellular component (GO): membrane
Molecular function (GO): triacyl lipopeptide binding; transmembrane signaling receptor activity; protein binding
Source: RefSeq, a predicted model, not a curated record
UUCCCCUUUUACACAACAUAAUCCUAAUACUCCCUGGUGCAUUUUACUGGUGGUUAUUUUGCAUAUGUUUGCAUAUGCUGAAUGAAUUCAUUAACGUGGCUUGGCAUGUGACCGGGACUUUGCAGACCUACUGUAAGGAGGAGGAGUAGCCAUCUGACACAUUUGUGGGUAGACGAUGCCAACUGACUGACAUAAGUCAACUUCCCAAGAGAAGCCCUAGCCUACAGUACAUGAAGUUCUCCUAUAGGCUACAAAAAGACUAAAUUGAAAGCUGCUGAUUUUUGUUGGAAAUAUUCUCAAGUUUGACGCUGGCUGCAUUCUGAUGAUCUGGUGUUGUCCUAGAACUGAUUACAAGAUUAAUACUCCAGAUGCUCUCAAGUCCUCUUAUAUCUGUCAGGGAGGAGAACAAGAUGUUUGUUUUACUCACUCUACUGACACUCAGCUGGGGUUGGUGUGUGUCCCCUCACCCAAGACCAAAGUGUGAUCGAUGCAAUGAAAACUUUGUUUGUGACUGCUCUUCUUUAAAUCUACAGGAAGUCCCUGCUAUCUCCACAACAUCAGUCAUAAGCCUGGACCUCUCCUUUAAUGAAAUCAAGACUAUAGGUCAGGAUGACUUCUUUGUGUACAGUAAUCUACAUGUACUGAUUCUGAGGGGAAAUAUGAUAUCCUCAAUUGCAGAACAAGGUUUCUCAACUCUCAGAAAGUUGGAGGUUUUGGACUUGUCAGAUAAUCAAUUAAAUGGUUUGUCUGAGAUGUGGUUUAAGAGUCUCUCCUCCCUUCAUCAUCUAAAUCUUUUGGGAAAUGAGUAUAAAACAUUUGGGGGAAAGACUCUGUUUCGCUCAAUGACACAGCUUAGUACUCUAAUGGUUGGGAAUCAAUUUCUUGCCUCAGUUUCCAAAGAUAGCUUUAUCGGACCCAACCAUCUUCAGAGCUUUGUGUUUCAUGGCAGCAAUUUGCAGAACUACCAACCAGGUAGCUUCAGCCAAAUCAACUCCAUUGAUGAAGUCACUGUUAGCAUCAACGGUCCAUUUCAGAUAAACACAAGUCUUACAACAGACAUCUUGAGAGACCUUUCACGUCCUGAGACCAAAAUCAUCUUGUCAGAUUUGAGAAUCAGCUGGCAACAACUGAAGCCUUUUCAAGUGAUCUUUCAGAAUGGUGUCAAAAAAAUCCUCUUGAGAAAUCUAAGCUGCAGUCUUGAUACCAUAAUUCCCCUGUAUGGAAUGACCCAGCACUCACUGCUGACCUCUAUUGGACUGGAGGAUUGUGAGUUCUCUGGAGAGCCAAAUAAUAUUACAGUUCACUUCCCUGUACUUGACUUUGUUGAUGAGUUUUACUUCAGAAAUAUACAACUGGAUCAGUUCUAUAACUUCCCUGCAUUCCACAGCAUAGACCCACUAAUACAAGUCCUCAUGCGCCUGAAAAGAGUGAGUAUAAUUGAAAGCAAUGUCUUUGCAAUGCCUCAUAUAACAACAUUCUUACUGAAAAAUCUUGAAUACAUGGAUAUGAGCAGAAAUCAAUUCACUGAUUUAACCUUGCGAGAAGCUCUCUGUGAUGGACAGAUAUAUCCGUGCUUACUCUCUAUUAAGGUUUUCAAUAUUAGCAGCAAUUAUAUUCGUUCCUUCGACACCCUGAGCCACCUCUUCAGAGGAAUGAAGAAGCUGGCUGCUCUUGAUGUGAGCCUGAAUGUUUUCCGCACUAUGCCCCUGAUCUGUGUCUGGCCCCAGUCUCUCCGCUACCUGAAUCUCUCCUCAUGUCAGUUAAGAGGAGUGACCUCAUGUCUCCCGCAGACUCUAGAUAUCCUGGAUUUGAGCUAUAAUGACCUGAUGGUAUUUCAUCAAAACAUGCCAAACUUGACUGAGCUCCAUCUAUCUGGAAACAGAUUCAAGACCUUACCAGAGGGGAAACUCUUUGACCGCUUGGUGGUGCUCUACAUCAAGAGCAACCCUUUCAUAUUCUUCAGUCAAAACCAGAUGAGGAACUUUGGUGGGCUCAGGAUCUUGGAGGCUGGUACAGACACGUAUGUGUGCUCUUGUGAAUUUGUGAACUUCUUCAACCAUGAACUCGGUCAUUUAGUUAGUUUAAAGGACGGUAGGCAGGCAUACAUCUGCAGUUCACCAUUUGCACUGAGAGGGACAAAAGUUAGCGAUGCCCAACUCUCUGUUUUCAAGUGCCAUGCAGCGUUGGCCUUCUCUGCCCUGUGUGUGUUUGUGCUUGUGGUCGUCAUUGGUGCCAUGGUGAUGUGUCACAAGCUUCACAUGAUUUGGUACGUCCGAAUGACAUGGGCAUGGCUGCAGGCCAAACGGAGGCCUGUGGCCCGCAAGGAUCAGGUGUGCUAUGACGCCUUUGUGUCCUACAGUGAGAGCGAUGCGGAAUGGGUGGAGGAGCUGCUGGUGCCGGAGCUGGAGGGCGCCCAGCCGCCAUUCCGCCUCUGCCUGCACAAACGUGACUUCCUGCCAGGGGGCUGGAUUGCGGACAGUAUCAUGGCGGCCAUGGAGAAGAGCCACAAGAUUCUUUUUAUAGUGACCCAGCACUUUGUCCAGAGCGACUGGUGCCGUUUAGAGUUGGAGUACUCACACUUCCGACUGUUUGAUGCAGGCAUACUCAUCCUCCUUGAGCCUAUCCCCGACUCAACAAUUCCCAAAAGGUUCUGCAAGCUGCGCAAGGUCAUGAACUCAAGGACCUAUCUGGAAUGGCCGGAGGAAGACAAUGAAAGACCCAGAUUCUGGCAGUCUCUUAAAGACACUUUACAUAUGGCUGAAUAAUGUCUGGUACUAUCAGUAUAAAGGGACAAAGUUUGCUAAGUAUCCAUUGUGCUUUAUCUCAUAGUGAAGCAUUGACUAACAUCGGUAACACUUUAUUUGAAGGGGUCUACACAAGGGUGACAUGUAACCGUCAUAAGAAUGUCAUGACACAUGUCAUGCACACUAAUGACAUAGUAUUGAUGUUUAUGACUGUUGUCAUUAAGUGUCAUUCGGUUUUUGGAAUGUCAAGUUGACAUUGUUUGGGUGUCAUCAUUAUAACAACUUGACAUUAGGCAAGAUGACAUUAUUUGAGGGUGUCUCUGUCAUGACAACUUGACAUUAGCCAAGAAAAUGUAAACCGUUGUCAUGACAACUUGACAUUAGCCAAGAAAGAAAUGCAAAAUUGACAUAUAACUGUGUUUGGCCUGACUCAUCUUCUAGGUUCGUGAAGUGGUGGGCCGGAAUAAUUGAUUGACAUGACACCAUUAUAAUUGUGUCAUGA